AUGAUAUAAGAAGAAAAUUUGAUUUAGUUGGAUUAAAAUAUGAUUAUAAGUGAUUUUAAAUUAAACACAAUGUUAUGUUGUUCAUAAGAAUCAAUUAGUUAAUCGAAAACAUAAAAUAAUGGAGAUAUAAGUUAAUAGAAAUAAAAUGAUUAAAUAUUAUUUAAUCAAACCAGCUUAGGCUAAAGCAUUUUAAUAAAGGAAGACACUUAGCAUGAAAAAAACUAAAUGAAUAAUUUAAUUUCCUACAAAAAUAUGUUAGUAGAAGUAGAAGAUGAAUAAAAUUAGUAAGGCCUAUAAAUUAACUUAUAAAAGGUAUUAAGCGAAAAUGCAAAAUCUACUGAUAACGGAAGCGAAAAUGAUAAUCAAAGAGAGUCUCUUAUAUAAGAUGCUCAUGAUAAUAAAUAAAUAGAGCAAACUAAUAACAAAAAAUAAGGAAAAAAAAUACAUUUCAAUUUAGAAAAUAAUUAAAUAUGCAAAUAAAACUAUAUGAUUAAGUCAAACAGUUUAGAAUUUAAGUAUCAAACUCACAAUUAAGAAUUAUUUAUUUGCGACCAUCAUAAUACUUUUGAUAAUUGCUAUGAAAUCAAGCAGCAAUCUAACAGCGUGAAUACUAGUAUCUGCUAAAGUCCUCGAAAUGGAGAUGAUUCCCAAUAAUUUAAUAAAGAAGAUUCCUCUUUUUCUGAUAAUGGAGAUAACUCUUACUAUUAAGCAUAAAGCUCUUCAAAAAAAAGCAAAUUUCACUCGGAAUUUUUUAAUUAAGAAUUCAGUAAUUCAGACAAUCAGUUUUUUUCAGAUAAUAAAGAUAAUAUUCAUAACAUCUAAUAACCCUAUUUAAAAUAAAUAAAAUCUUAAGAUAAUAAUUAUUUGGGUCAUAAAUUUGAUGAUUAAUUUGAAGACAAGAGUAAAAUUUUAGAAAUUUUGCUGUAAAAAAAUGGAUAAAAUUAAGAACCUCUAAAUAGAAAAUAAAUUCAAAAAUUGAAUAAAGUAAAUAAAGCUAUUGUUUCAAUCUAAAGGCUAGCUAAAACCCACCCUAAAAAAAUAAAUUCUAUUUUUCAAUUAGAGGAUGAUUUAAAAUCAUACAGAAAUAGGUCAAUGUCUAAGCACUCUCAAUCAAAUUAAUAAAAGAAAAAAGAAACUAAUUAAGUCGAAGACAAUGAAUUAGAAAAUGAAACACAUAAAGAGCAAGAUCAUCAUUCUUAGAAAAAUUAUAAGUAGGCAUUUGAUGAAAUAAGAAGAAAAGAAAAAAUGAGUUUUUUAUGCGAAAGAGGAUCAGAAGAAGACAUAAAAUGUAUUAAAUAGCUUUUAGAAACUGAUCCAAGAAAGUAUCUUAGAGACACAAAAGACCCUGAGCACUUUCUGAGUUCAAGAAAUGUGAAAGGAUUGACUCCUAUUUAUAUAGCCUGCAAAAAUGGAAAUCUUGAAGUAGUAAAAUUUCUAAUUAAAUCAAAUUGCAACUACAUGGUCACAAGUAAAAUAUAAAAAUAAUUAGAAGAAACUCCUUUUGAGACCGCUCUUAGAUGGAAUCAUGUAGAAAUUUGUAAAUUUAUGCUAGAAAAAUGUAUAUUUGAAGAUAAGUAUUUAAUUUCGUGCCUUCCUUUAUGCUAAAAUUAAUCAAUGAAAACAAUUAUUGAAAGCAAGAUUAAAAAAAAAUCUACUGCUUGUAAUAUUUUCUGA
Molecule: messenger RNA, 1674 nt
Organism: Tetrahymena thermophila SB210
Lineage: Eukaryota; Ciliophora; Oligohymenophorea; Hymenostomatida; Tetrahymenidae
Product: ankyrin repeat protein
Exons: 3
Molecular function (GO): protein binding
Source: RefSeq, a predicted model, not a curated record